CGAGAACUGCGCUCCGUAUUGAUUUCAUGCUCGCACAACCCACUCAGGAACAAGACCCCAGUAUCGCAAACUCGCAACGAUGUCGGGUCAAGCUGAAUCAUCGUCUGCGGCGGCAAGAAAAGUUCUUAAUGCUGCUAACAGUGGUGCAUCGCCGGAUUACGAACUGCCAUGGGUAGAAAAAUACAGACCUGUCUAUCUCGACGACGUUGUCGGCAAUACGGAAAUCAUCGAGCGACUCAAGAUCAUCGCAAAAGAUGGAAACAUGCCACACGUCAUCAUAUCUGGCAUGCCUGGAAUCGGGAAGACCACAUCCAUCUUGUGUCUUGCGCGUACUCUCCUGGGCGACGCGUACAAAGAGGCCGUGCUGGAGUUGAACGCGAGCGAUGAAAGAGGCAUUGACGUUGUACGAAAUAGAAUCAAAGGAUUCGCGCAAAAGAAGGUGACGUUGCCUCCCGGGCGGCACAAACUGGUCAUUCUGGACGAAGCGGACAGCAUGACGCCCGGGGCACAACAGGCUCUGCGAAGAACCAUGGAGAUAUAUUCAAACACCACUCGCUUUGCAUUUGCCUGCAACCAAUCGAACAAGAUCAUUGAACCCCUGCAGUCGAGAUGUGCAAUCCUGCGGUUUUCUCGCCUGACGGACGCGCAAGUGGUGAAGCGCUUGAUGCAAAUCAUCGAGGCUGAAAAGGUGGAAUACUCCGAGGACGGCCUGGCGGCUCUUGUAUUCAGCGCAGAAGGAGACAUGCGACAGGCGAUUAAUAACUUGCAGAGUACGUGGGCAGGAUUCGGGUUCGUCAGCGGGGACAACGUGUUCCGUGUCGUCGACAGCCCGCAUCCAGUCAAGGUACAGGCCAUGAUCAAGGCAUGCUGGGAGGGCAAGAUCGACAACGCAGUUGACUCGUUGAAGGAAUUAUGGGAUCUGGGAUACUCCUCACACGACAUCAUAAGCACUAUGUUCCGAGUAACGAAAACCAUCCCCACCCUUUCGGAACACUCCAAGCUCGAAUUCAUCAAAGAAAUUGGAUUCACUCACAUGCGCAUUCUCGAGGGAGUCCAAUCUUUCCUGCAACUGAGCGGGUGUUUGGCGAAAUUGUGCAAGAUCAACAUGAAGCCGGAACUGUUUGAGGCUCCAGCAUGAAGGAAGAGCAAUUAAUCAACGGGCCGCAGAGGCCGCGGCGUGCCGACAAGAGCGUCCCAGAUUCCAUCUAGGCGCUUUCGGACUCAGGGUGGGCGGGGACCAACGAGACGAGUGAGAAUAGGAGCAUCGCUUGGCAGGCCUGUGCCGAGCCUCUCAAGGCUCCGAAUCCGCCAAUCUUCGCUCAAGUGCUGCGGCGUUCAGCGCUGGAACGGGCAGCCCACAGAAGAACUCGCCGGGUACUCGGAUGUCGGGGCCCAGCCCCCGACUGUCCGAUCUGAAGCAGGAGGCAGUCAAUGCUCCCUCCCCUCGCAUGGUCUCCACGUCAUCACCCACUGAUUUGUCCCCUUCGAGGAAAGCCGUACGUCAAUCAAUCCGUUGCUCUAUGGUUCAUUUGAUUGCUAUGGGCUACGAUGCUGAGGAAUAGUUCGGGGAGGUUGCAGUAGGACGGGCAGCAUGACGCGUCAGACCUAUUGGCACGUCAGUCGGGCAGACAGUCGCUUGAAGCUGAACAAUGCCCAGAGUCGACGGACAAAAUCAUACGAGGUCCAAUGCCCCUUCGCUUGGAUGGAAUUCAUAGAUGCAGCCUUUUGAGGCCCCAGGGCAGUGAUAGCGGCGAGGCCCUGCUGGUUUUGAGGCUGAGGUGCAGAUGAAGGACCACAGACUUGAGAUUUCCCCAGGUCCGCAAAAAUAGACACGAAUCAAGGCGAUCGUUGAAAGCCGGACAUUGAGGAUUGAGUUUAGCCCCGAUUGGGCGUCACGGGGGCGUUGAACCUGGCCCCGACGGAGUGAUGGGCACUGAUGGGCAG
Molecule: messenger RNA, 1944 nt
Organism: Cladophialophora immunda
Lineage: Eukaryota; Fungi; Ascomycota; Eurotiomycetes; Chaetothyriales; Herpotrichiellaceae
Product: replication factor C subunit 4
Exons: 4
Coding region: 80-1138 (352 amino acids)
Biological process (GO): DNA repair; DNA-templated DNA replication
Cellular component (GO): nucleus; Elg1 RFC-like complex; Rad17 RFC-like complex
Molecular function (GO): DNA binding; ATP hydrolysis activity; DNA clamp loader activity
Source: RefSeq, a predicted model, not a curated record